CUUUCUGUUGCCAUAAAUGUUUUGGUACAAUAGAAUACCAGUACCUCACCUACUAUUGCCUUGAUAACAGGUCUCUACCAGAGUGUCAUCUAUCGUAUUUUAUCUUUUUUUUUCUCGAAUACGCAGGAGGACUGUGUAUCAUUGUAUUAAUAGAAGGAAAGAGGAGCCGUACUGAUAGGAUUUCAGAUCCUACCAGGCUUGUUGCGCAGAUUGUAGGGAUGGGAAGGAGGAGGACGGAGGCGAUCACGGCGCAGGGGCGCCGUGCUUGCUUGCUGGGCGUGUGAGAGAGAGGGAAGGGCAGCUAGGGUUUCUUGGCUCCCUCAGGGAAGCCGAGCAGAAUAAUGCUCUUGCUUAAUUCCAAAUAGGUCCAAAGUACAUGUAUUUAUACUAUGACUAGUAACAUAUAAAUAAUCCCCUCUACCUUAUAUAAUUAUAAUAAAUUUGGUCUGAAAACCCCCUCUAAUUGGCGCCUAUUUAGCCACCUCUAGGCUUCCUCCUUUCAUAAUGCACGCCAGUCAUAACAUCUCUCCCCGCCUACACAAACAGCUCAUCCUCGAGCUGGAAAUCGGGUAAGGCGGUGCGAAAAUCUUGUAGCGGCUCCCAAGUAGCAUCUUUGGCGGACAGAUUGCCCCACUUGAUGAGGACGUGCUAGUCACCUCGUCGCUGCUAGACACGUAGGACCUGUUCAGGGCCUGUAGAUGGCGAACGUCCAGGACAGGCGGAGUAGCACCAGGCGUAGCUGGCGUCUCGCCCUGGUGGCGCUUGAGGAGGCUGACGUGGAAGACGUGGAGACAGGAGUGUUCCGGUAACUCCAGGCGGUAGGCCACCUGUUCAAUGCGGUCGAUGACGCGAAAAGGCCUCGCGUAGCGAGGCCCAAGCUUCCCCUUGGCGCGCGGAUCGAGGGACUGGGUGGUGCGGUUGAGGAGACACACCCAUACCCAGUCACAGGUCGCGAACUCCAUGUCGUGGUGCGAGGCGUCAUAGUACUUAUUCGCCUGCUGCUCUGCCUAGAGAAGACGCUGGCGAACCUCUACCAGAACCUCGUCACGGGAGCGAAGGAGAGCAUCGGUCAUCUCGGUCUGGGCCGAUCCAAGAUGGUAGGGCAGCAGGGGUGGGGGCGGCUUGCCGUAGACCACCUGGAAGGGCGUGUGGUGCGGAGGGCUGUAUGGAAGGAGGUAUUAUAACAAUACUCCACCCACGAUAGCCAGUCCACCCACGCACACGGACGAUCACCUGUAACACCACGCAAAUACACGACAACGACUUUGUUAACAACUUCAGACUGGCCGUCCGUCUGGGGAUGGAAGGCCGUGCUGAGUCGCAGAGUGACGCCCGCCAUCUUAAAGAGGUCGCGCCACACAUGGCAGUGAACACAGGAAACCAUGAAGGCAGACGACACCGUCGAAGAAAGCGCGGGCGACCGAGGUAGCGGUGUAGGGGUGGCCCAGCGCAAUGAAGUGGGCGUACUUGGAGAAGCAGUCAACCACCGCCAAGAUGACCGACUUGCCGCCCACCUUAGGCAGCCCCUCGAUGAAAUCCAUCGAGAUGCACGUCGAGGGGCUGCAGGAGGCCGGCCGGCUGCAGCGUCUCUAUCUUGUUACGCUGACACAUGGUGCAGGAGCACACCUAGUCCCGGACCAAUGUUCGGUCACCCGGAAUAUAAAAAUUGGAGUGGAGGCGGUGAAGCGUCUUCUACACUCCCUCAUGGCCAGCUGACUGGGCUAGAAGAAGGGCUUGAUGGCGGAGAUCGCCGUGGUCUGGAACGAAGAUGCGAGAACCAUGGAGGAGGCCAGCCUCCACCCGCCACGGUUUGCCUGGAACCCCUGCUUGGAGGCGCUGCAGAAGGAGCUGGGCGUCAAGCGCCACCGCUGUGGCGUGUCGAACGUCGUCGACGAAGGCAAAAGAGGGGCCCGAGAGAGUGUGUACAACCCCCUGCGCAGGGGAGGCACCCUCCAUACCUUCAGCGCCGUGGGACAAAGCGUCGGCGGCAGACGGCCGAGCCGAUACUCCACAUCGAAGUCGAAGUCGAAUAAUUUACUGAUCCAUGAUGAUGGGGAAUAGUCAACAAACGCUGAUCAAGCAAAAAUUUGAGACUAUAGUGUUCAUAUCGCACCAGAAAAUGGCGCCCCCCACAAGUACGGCCGCCAAUGCCGCACUGCUUGGACCAGCCCAAUGAGUUCAUGCUCAUAGGCCGCCAGCUUGAGGUGGUGGGCCACGAACGGCCGGUGGAAGUAGGAGAGGGGACCAACGCCCUGGUGGAGGACAACGCCGAAACCUGCGCCCAAAGUGUCGCAGUCCACGACAAAGACCUUGUCGAAGUCGGGCAUCUGUAGGACUGGGCAUGUCGUAAGGGCAGCCUUGAGCCCCUCGGAGGCCGCCGUCACCUCGUCAUCCCACUGGAACGCGUCUUGCCGCAAGAGGCGUGUCAGCGGGGCAGCGUUCAAGCCGAAGUCCCGGAUAAAUUUCCGGUAGCAUCUUGCAAGGCCCAGGAAACCGCGAAGGCCCCGAGCCGACUAUGGCGUCGGCUAGGACGACAACACAGCCACCUUGUCCGCAUCCAUGGCGACCCCGUUCGCCAAGAUUACAUGGCCCAAGUAGGCCACCGAGGUCGCACCUUGAGGUGCAGGUGCAGGUGAUGCGUCCGCAGGGCUGUCAGGACAAUGCCCAUGUGCUGCAAGUGUUUCGCCCAAGAUGAGCUGUAAAUAAGGAUGUCAUGAAAAAAGACCAGCACAAACCUUCGCAGGAACGGCCGCAAGACGUCAUUCAUCAGGGCCAGGAGCGUCGCGGGCGCAUUGGAGAGGCCGAACGGCGUCACCAAAAACUCAUAGUGGCCAUGGUGAGUGCUGAAUGCCGUUUUGGCCACAUUGUUGGGGUGCAUCCGGACUUGGUGAUAGCCCGAAUGCAAGUCCAACUUGGUGAAGAACUGAGCCUCGUGGAGUUCAUCAAGGAGCUCAUCGACCACUGGAAUCGGGAACUUAUCCUUCGAGGUCUUCGCUUUAAGGGCCUGAUAGUCGAUGCAAAAAUGCCAGGAGCUGUCGGCCUUGCGCACCAGCAAGACCGGCACCGAGAAAGGCGAGGUGCUCGGCCGAAUGAUGCCUUGGGCCAACAUGACCGAGCAUUGCCGCUCCAGUUCGUCCUUCUGGAGCUGUGGGUAAAGAUACGGACGCACCGCAACUGGUGCCGUGCCUGGAAGCAGGUGAAUCCGAUGGUCAUACGGACCGGCGGGCAGCAAUCCCUACGGCUCGUCGAAUACCGCGUCGUGCUAGGACAAGAGCUGGUCCAACAGGGGGUGUGGGGCCGCAGCGGUGGCCGCCGCUAGGCGGUGUGGGUGGGGCGAGGGCGUCGGCUGACCUGUGCCUCGCCAAGUGAUCCAGUGGUCGCCCUGGGAGAACGUCAGCGUCAUGGCCUCGAAGUCCCACAGGAUGGGGCCCAAGGUCCGAAGAAAGUCCAUCCCAAUGAUGAAGUCGAAGCAGCCGGGUCGAGGCCGACGCACGUCAUGGCGAACGUGUCAGCGCCAACCGUCAUGGGCACUUGGCGGGCGAUGCCCUCUCCGGGAAGGCGGUCACCGUUAGCCACGGUAACUCGAAGCUGUUCGCCCCCGCUGGCAGUGAGGCCCAAGCGGCGCAUGGCUGAGUCCAGCAGGGUCAGGAAGCGUUCCCCCUUGAUCAAGACCGGCACCUGCAUGGUAUUGUCGGCGCAUAUGCCGGCCACAGCGUGCAGGGAGACAACCAGCGCAUUAGUUGCCGCUGGGUCCUCCAAGAUGGCGGCGUCCUCUGGUUGCUGCACAGCAGCAGCCUCCGGAGCCAGGAGCUCGUCGUCGAUGUAGUCGUCGGCCUCCAGGAAGAGACGCGGGCACACGUGCCCGUGGACGUAGGGCUCAUCGCAGUUGAAGCACAGCCCUUGACGCCGGCGUUCCGCCAUCUCAGCCGGCAAGAGACGGCGGAAGGGGUGCGCAGCCGCUGCUGGUGCACCGACGUUGGCGCCUUGUGGCGCGGCGGCCCCUCCGUGCAGGCACGGCUGCUGGUGCGCGUUGUGGAGGUGACAGGGGCAGGUGCUAGGGAAGCCAAGUGUUGCGUUGGGGUGGAGCAGGAGCGGUGGCCGCAGCACGGCGCUCCAACGCCCUAGUCAAGUACUUCGCCGUCUGUAGGGUCUGCGGUUCGCGUAGCUCGACGUCCACCUUGAUGUGUUUCGGUAGACCACCCACAAAAAAGCUCUGCUUUCUGGGCAGCGGACAAAUUGUGGGAGUGGCACAAAACCGCGUUGAACCGCUCGGCGUAGUCCUGCAUUGUGGACAAGAAGGGCAGCCUUGCCAGCUCGGACAGGCGGGAGUUGUGGACUGCCGAACCAAACUGGAGAUUGCAGAGGGCCUUGAAGCGGUCCCAGGGCGGCAUGCCCUCAUCUUGUUCCAGGGCGUAGUACCAAGUUUGUGCUGCCCCCUUCAAGUGGUAAGAGGCUAGCCACGUCCGAUCCGAGGCCAACGUCCUCUUGCCACGAAAAAACUGCUCACACUGGUUGAGCCAGUUCAAUGGAUCAGUGGUGCCGUCGUACGUGGCAAACUCCAAUUUGUAGUUUGUGUGUGUGUGUGUGGGGGGGGGGGUUGAUGAUCCCCUGCAGUCAUGGUCGGCGCCGAAACCCCUGGGUGCAGCGGCGGUAGGGGGGGCCGUGGAGCAGGGUACCGUCUCCCGUACAUCGUACCGAAGGCGAAGGGAGCUCCAAAGGUGUCGGAUAACGGCGCUCCGGCGAUCGUCGGAGAAACAGUCACCCACGGAGGCACCGAAGAAUAUAGGGCAAUUUAAAUAUUUGCCCCUCUUAUGGAUGGCUCCUCUUCACUUGCCCCUCUUAUAAGUGCAAUUAAUGAUUUGUCCCAGGUAUCUCUUUAGUCCUACAGAUUUACCCAUUUUGGCUAUGUGGCACUCCAACUCAUCAUGUCAGCUUGGAUCGGUUACAUGAAAAGACCGUAUUGCCCCUCCCCUUACCUGAGAAAAAAAGCACCUCGCGGCGCGUGUCAGCAGCCAUGGGGGAAGACCUUGUCACCACCCUGUCCAUGGAGAACGGCGGCGGCGGCGGCCACCACGGCCCCUGCACGCUCCUCUCCAUGGACCCGUCGGGCUACCUCUCCGCGCCGGACGACCGCGCCGUCGGAGUCAUGGUGCAGGCCCUCAUCAGAGGGGCCGUCGGCGUCGGCGCCCGCGCCCACGCCGUGUCGCCCUCCGGCACGCCUCCGCCCGACAUCAACCAGCCCUGGCAGAUGGACCUCUACGACAUGCUGGACGUCGGCCUCGGCCCGCAGGUCUACAGCGCCGAGGCCGUGCUCAGCUGCGCUCCCAAGGCUGGGAGCCGGAAGGCUGCCAAGCGCGGGGACACCACCUGGGGCGCCUGGUUCUUCUUCACCUUCUAUUUCAAGCCCCUUCUGUCCAACAAGUGCAAGGACAAGGUCGUCCGGGACAACAGCGGCGUCUCCGGGUUCGACAAGUCGGACCUCCGCCUUGACAUGUUCCUGGUGCUUCCCACAAGCAGCAGCUAGCACGCUGCACACGGGCGAGCAGAAGCAGCAAGCGCCGAGCGGCCGGUGGAGGGGCGCAUGUGGCUGGCGGCACGCAGCCUGCGUGGAGGCGUGGAGCUCGCCAUGGACGGCACAUGGAGCACGUGGUCAGCGAGGAGCUUGCGGCUUGGGUGCAUGGUGAGCGGAGCUCGCAGCCCACGCGCUCUCAGCCGGCAUGCUGCUGCUGCGGCUGCUCGGCCAUGUGCUAGGUGUUGCUGCUCGCAAUGGACAGCGACUGAUGCUGCUCACGCCAAGGAGAGAGGAGGAAGAAGAAGAUGACAUGUGGGGCCUGCGUGUCGGUGAGAGGGGAGAGGGGCAACAUGGUCUUUUUCCAUAGCUGAUCCAAGUUGGCAUGAUGAGUUGGACUGCCACGUAGCUAAAAUGGGCAAAUCUAUAGGACUAAGGAGAUACCUGGGGCAAAUCUUUAAUUGCACUUUUAAGAGGGGCAAGUGAAGAGGCGUAAGGGGGGCAAAUAUUUAAAUUGCCCAAGAAUAUAUAGGUGCUGCAGUACUCAAGGCCCACGACGUGAUCGGCGAUGGGGACGGUGGAAAGGACAUCUGAUGGAUGGGGACAUAUAUGGACGGCGGCAGGGAGGAGGGCCUUGGGGGCGGCUCUGCAGAGUAUGGCAAGGCGAGGGUGGGUUGGGUGUACAGCAAGGAGUGGUGUGGCGGCGGUGGAUAGGCGGUGUACAGCGGUGGGGAUGGUGGCUGCUGCUGGGCGAGGACAAGGGCCUGCAGGGUGCGCUGCACCUGUCCCAUGGCAUGGCUGAGAUCGACAAUCGCCCUUGUCAACUGCUCAGGAGUGAGCACGGCAGCGGGAGGCGCUGCAGCGGCAGAAGAUGACGGCUGCGAGGGCGAGACCAGCGCCGACGUGAUCGCUGGGGCUGGUGGCGGUGGUGGAAGGGUGCUGCUGGACGGCGGCGGCGGCGGCAGGGUGGAGGUGGGCGAAGAACCUGACAUCUCCGAUAC
This is a messenger RNA of Sorghum bicolor (sorghum), 6510 nucleotides long. RefSeq lists its product as uncharacterized. Bases 5015 to 5524 code for a protein of 169 amino acids. The record is from RefSeq and is a predicted model, not a curated record. The transcript has a single exon. Lineage: Eukaryota; Viridiplantae; Streptophyta; Magnoliopsida; Poales; Poaceae.